This is a messenger RNA of Ochlerotatus camptorhynchus, 3862 nucleotides long. RefSeq names its product Syntrophin-like 2 (gene Syn2). The transcript is spliced from 10 exons. The coding region runs from base 969 to 2501 and encodes 510 amino acids. The record is from RefSeq and is a predicted model, not a curated record. NCBI's taxonomy places the organism in Eukaryota, Metazoa, Arthropoda, Insecta, Diptera, Culicidae. Gene Ontology annotation, molecular function: protein binding; structural molecule activity. Gene Ontology annotation, cellular component: dystrophin-associated glycoprotein complex; intracellular anatomical structure.
GUUCUCUUCCAUUAUAGAGUAGCUAUUAGCUGUGUUGUGUAUACAGUUUUUUCAUUGUAGGGAUCGUUUGAUUCUGAAUGGGACUUUAGAACAAUUUUUCGAGGUUACUGAUGUAAGACGAAUUGCAAGGAAAGACGUAUCUUCCAACUGGCGUCCGGUAGCAGAAAAGAAGAUUUAUAGGCGUACGUCAAGUGGCGGUGGGUCUAAUUUUCAGUGUAGAGAGAAUCGGUUGCGAUAAGCAGGUCGCAAUUGGGCAACAUCACAAAAGUGGUUUACUGGGAAAAAUCGAUUAGCAGUGAGGCGUAUUCUGGUGAUUUGCAGCUGGUGAGUGUAUGGCUUUCGGGGCAGCGGUGGGAGUUUAAUUGGGAUCCGUUCCCGUUACAUUGUGAGGAACAUUGUGUAUAGUGUCGCAUUCUUACUGGAAUCGUGAAGAAAGGGUGAUUAUUCUCAAUAGUGAAAAAUAAUCGUGAUCGUAAAAACAACACACCUCCUUGGGGUGCGGUGCGGUGCAUGCAUGUGUGCGCUAAAAUCAGAAAGAGAAAUUGUUAUGAAGCAAGUGUGAGCCCUGGUGAGAACCCAAUUCAAAGUAGGCGCUGUGCAAUUGAUCAAUUGGCAUUAAAUGGCUGCAGUUUUUUUCGUGGGGUAAUCAAAGUGGCUCGCCUUGGAAGUUCACUGGUUACUUAGGUUCGAGCCCGACGAACGCGCGAGCGGAGAGGGAUGCUGAAUGCUGCGGUAAAACUAACCAGUCAUCGUUUAUUCGCUGAUAGUUUGGAUCGUAGCACGCAGUGCUGUUCUCAAUAGUAAUAAGAAAAAAAAUAAAUAAACACAAAGUGAACCAAUCGAAAACGGAAGGCUGUAGCUGCAUUUAAAACUAGUCUGCAGCAAAACGAACGACCACAGUACGUACAAGCAUUGACCUGGCGAAGACGGAAGGCAGAUUCUCAGCAGCUGUGCCCUUUCAAGAAAAUAUGAAGAUUAACGCAACGACCAAAAUGGCAACCCCAAUAGAAGAGAAAUUCGAUCAGAAUCUUAAGACCCGCUCCGGAAUGGUGAUGAUAAGCGAUGGCAAAAGCAAACCAGAACUGGCCCGGCUACAUCUGUCUAUGGAGAUGAUCACAAUUCAAAAGCAGGACACAUCCACACCGGCACCGACGCCUACCAGCACCAGUCAUCCACCGAUAGAGUCUAAGGAACGCAUGGUACAAAUCACCCGGCAAAAGGUCGGCGGUCUAGGUUUAAGCAUAAAGGGCGGUGCCGAGCACAAACUUCCGAUACUGAUAUCCAGGAUCUACAAGGACCAAGCUGCCGAUGCAACAGGUCAGCUGUUUGUUGGCGAUGCUAUCAUCAAGGUCAACGGUGAAUACAUCACAGCAUGCCCACACGAUGAUGCGGUGAACAUCCUCCGGAACGCUGGUGACAUCGUAGUACUAACAGUCAAACAUUACCGAGCGGCAACGCCAUUCCUGCAGAAGCAACUGAGUAGAGAGACUCCCGAGUCGGACAACGAUGCAACAUGCGCCGAGCUGAAGGCGGACGAGGUUUGGAAAUCGGCAAACAACAGCAGACCAGUUUCAAUCAGCUCCGAGCCGGAAAAUCGAUGGAUUGAUUUAGUGUCGGUUCCCCUCAUGAUGGCCUACGUGACCCGCUACAUCUACGGUACGGACAAGCUUCGACCGAAUGCAUUCGAAGUGCGCGGCCUCAAUGGAACCACAACCGGAAUAAUUCACUGUGACGAGCUGGCAAUCCUCAGUCACUGGCUCAAGUACAUCACCGACAACAUUGUGGGACUGACCAAUCUGCAGAUGAAGCUGUACAAUCGCAACUUUCCCGUCGGCGAACGGAUCGAGUACAUGGGUUGGGUGAACGAAGGUGUCAUCAGCAAUCACAUCUCGUGGCAGAGCUAUAAACCACGCUUCCUGGUACUGAAGGGCACCGAGGUGAUGCUGUUCGAUGCGCCUCCGCUCAACGUGGCCAACCUGCAGAAGGCAACCGUAGCGUACAAGGUCUACCAGACGAUGUUCCGGGUGGUGAAGGAGUCCGAGACGGUGGACUCCCGGCAGCAUUGCUUCCUGCUGCAGAGUUCCGGCCACGAACCGCGCUAUUUGAGUGUGGAAACGCGCCAGGAGCUGCUGCGAAUUGAAAACAGUUGGAAUGCUGCCAUCGUUACUAGUGUUAUCAAAUUAGGGCGUAAAACAUUUGCGGUAUCUCAUCACGGUAAGACUGGUGGUUUGACCUUGGACUGGCAGGCCGGAUUCUCACUGACCGAGGGCGCCGAUGCUAACAUUAUUUGGCAGUACAAAUUUUCACAGCUGCGAGGUUCGAGCGACGAUGGUAAAUCCAAACUGAAACUACACUUUCAGGACCACGAAACGCGCUCCAUCGAGACAAAGGAGCUCGAAUGCCAAGUUCUACAAAGUUUGCUCUUUUGUAUGCAUGCGUUUUUAACGGCUAAAGUUGCUUCGGUUGAUCCGGCCUUUUUGAGUUCGAUUCAGCAGGCUUGAAUUUGCGCUGAAGCUGCUGCGGUUGGUCGAGGUGCCGGUGAUUGUGACGAUGAUGACGCAGGCAGCGUACUUCAGAUUACAAUUGUAGAAUCGUAAGCAAUUAGUAGAGUAGAGCGCUAAUUAGGGGAGGGUUGAACCUACACGGAAUCAAACAAUCAAAAUUACACUAGUCUCAGCAAGUGAGAACUGAUGGCAAAGUCAAAAAAAAUGAUAGGUGUGUUCGAAUAGGUUACCCAGUCACAAAGAAAGCAACACAAAAGAAUGAUAUUCAGUCGAGUUUUCCAGAAUUGAUACAUAUGUAAGUGACUAGAACUAAAAUUGACUGAUUUUCACAAGUAUUUGCUUUAGUUUCUAAACGGAACAAGGUAUUUAGUAGAACUAGUUUUUAUUUAGAAUUUAGCUCAUCCUAGAGCAGACGAAGAAACGGAUUGCAGCCAACUGGUGGGUGACGGUUGGAUCUUUUAUGUUUUUCAUGUAUAGAAAGGUGCUAAUUACGAAAAAACAAAGAUCAUCAAUCGACGUUUGGAAUCCAAAAGGAAUAGCCUAAUCAGGUCGAAGGCUGUUGAAAAUAAAACAACAUUAAUCGAACGUGACAGGGGGCAAUGUAAUUGAAAACCAAAUAAAUUUGAAUAGAAAUGGACUCACGCGAGAACCAACAAGUAAAGGUACGGUAACGAAAGGUACCGGAAUGCGUGUAAAAGUACCCACGUGUAACACGAACCGUCAUGUAGAAUGUAAUUGAACGAAAUAUUGUGCUAACCAAAGCAGUUAGGACGUUAAGCGCAGCGUAGUUUGCAUAAGAAAUAAAUACAGUUUUUUUUAUGAUAAUAAAGUGAUGAUAUACGGCGUAGAAAGUGAGAAUUUAAGGCAAAUGAAUCAGCGAAGGCGAACGAUAAGCAUACCGAAUGGAAAAUUGUUCCGUGGUUAUCGGUUGGAAUGAUUGAUUGAGUUCAAACGGGCACUGGCCGUUGUUGGUUCUAGCGCACGUCACGAAAGAAACGAAAGCUGAUCUAUGUUUUGUUUUCUAACAUACAUGUGAGUGUAUUUUGAAAUUAAAGCAACCACAAAGGUAAGCAACUGUAGAUUUUUGGUGGACCACUAAGAUAUCAAUGACGAAUUAAAAAAAAUAAACAUUGCGUUAAUUUAUCGUAGCCUACGCAAACUAACACGACCAUCAGGUUGAGGAAACUUUACCUGAUGGUGGUGUUAGUUUGCAUGGGCGAGCUAAGAGUUUCGAUAAAUUAACGUUUGAAUCUAUGUUUACACACGGAGAUACGUCACUUUGAAAAUUUAACCCUGAUAUAUAUUUUUUUAGUUACUGUGCAAGGUUGAACAACAGUGCUUAAUAUUGGACAGUUUGA